Molecule: messenger RNA, 2130 nt
Organism: Asterias rubens (European starfish)
Lineage: Eukaryota; Metazoa; Echinodermata; Asteroidea; Forcipulatida; Asteriidae
Exons: 5
Coding region: 107-613 (168 amino acids)
Cellular component (GO): membrane
Source: RefSeq, a predicted model, not a curated record
AGGCGUGCAGCAGAUGUGUAGGGCGGAGCAUAAUUUUUUUCUGGAUAUCUUUUUCCGCAGUUUUUGCUCUAAAUUCAAGUAAUCUGAAGCCAAUUGUUUCUUCACCAUGGCCGACAUGGGUGCACAGGAAGUUGGAGGGGCAAGCAGUGGAACCGAAAGCAGCGAGCGUAAAUGCGGAAUGGAAAUGAGCUACGUCAAAACCCUCAAUGGCUUAUUGAUGGCCAAGAAAAUUGGAUGGUCACUCAUUGCGUUUUUUCUCUGCAUCUUCUCCGGAGUAAGCGUCACUUCUAUCCUUUUUGGAGUGGUAGUAUUCAGUGGAUUAAUGCUGUGCAUCAUGCUCUUCUUCGUCUUCGCUUUCGGAAAAGCCAAGCAGAUCACGAGGAUCAACGUUUAUAAAUUUGACUUUAUUGUGAGUUUUCUUGGCACGAUUGCCUAUUUCAUCGUUAGUCUGUGGGGCUUAUUCAGUUUCAACCCAGUAUUGAUUGCUGCCUGUGUGUUUGGCUUCAUUGCUAUGUUGUCUUUUGGAGCCAGCGUUUAUCUUAACUUCAAGAGGUGGCGCCAGAAUAAGUCAACAACCAGUAGCGAUAACACGGCGUACAAUCCAACUUACUAGCCGUAAGGACAUGUAAUGCCAGGUCAGCUUAAGCUAAUUAAGCAAUAUAUUUUUUGUAGGAAUCUUUCCUGAAUCAAUCAGAAUCCAACAGCUUUUGAUGAUUUAUUACGUGUAAUACCAAAAACUGAUUGACCCAAUUUAUGAGACACUUACACGUGCCUAUUCAUUUUGGGAGUAAAAAUGUACGUGAGAAAAAGUUUCCCAUGACCCAAAAUGGCGGAAAUAGAAGAUGUGGAUUCUGUGAGACACAUUCCCCAUCGUACAAUGGGUAAAAAGGCUCUUGAUGCAUAGAGUAUAUAAGAACUGGAGGGCGCACUGGCCUAGUUACGCACAGAGCUGUGUAUUGAGAGAGUUGUGACCAUAGAUAUAGAAUGAAAUGACUAGAUCGGCCGCGCGUACAUACGGGGGUUCUGGCAUGGGGGCAGCCAUUAGCCUAUGUCCAACGUGUAUCUUCUACCAGCACGUGAAUUUUAACGCGUCCAUAGUGUGGUUAAAGGCCUAUCUCCCAUGUUCAUUUUCUGCGCGUUGGCACCAGCACGUGACUUUUUAGCACGUCCAUGAAGAAAUAGAAAUGUUUGUGUACGGUUUAUGGCGCGUAUGUACGCGCGGCCGAUCUAGGUAUUAUAUUCUAUAUCUUUGGUUGUGACAUGGAAGGACAAGUUCAUUUUUUGUCACAUGGUUGCUGGACGCCAUGUUGUCUCCAAAUGCAUCACAACCCAAUGGCAUGCAGACUAGACUGGCGCCCCGUGUUCUCCCAUGCGUUUCUUGGGGAACAAAAUGGCUUCUAAUCGGAAGUUGUCAUAACUCUCCCAAUGUUUUGCUCUGGUUACGCGGUGCGACCAUUUUGUAAGUUAAAAAAACAUCAAACACAGACGUACGAGUACCUUAUUCAACAAGCUUACAUGUACAAUGUUAAUCUUACAGAAUGGCACUUGUCUCCUUGCGGUCUCGUCCAUUUGUGCACGCAGCAUCACCAGAGCGCCCUCUAGUUCUUAUAACUCUAAAGGCGUGAUGGCUUUAAAUCCACUGUUUUUCCAGGGGUCGUUGCCACCUACUUGUACUCCUUGGGCUGAAAUAGGGUACCCCCUUUAAAGUCCAUACGGAUGUAGGCAUGGGUAUCAUCCAUCAGAAAACUGGCUGGUAGAGCAGAAGCACUACCUCCCAAACACUACACAGAAUCUGAGAUUUACCGCUGACGUCGUCAGAUGAAUUUGGUGAAUAUUGUAUCAGUCAACAUGGUUGGGCGUAACUGUACAUUAAAAAUGUAGUAUUUAGUAUGCCCAGCAAAGUAAAAUAUGUCACAGUCAACGUUGAAAAAAAAAAAUGUUGCGUCCUUUAAAAAAAUGUAUUUUCAAUGUAACCAUUAAAAAAAAUACAUUCCUUGGAAGGCGUGGUACAAAAUCAGCGCUCACUUUCUGGACAAAAUAGUGUAUAGACCGAAUUGAAUAACCCCUUUAUGCUGUGAAAAGUUGCCAUCUUGUAGGGCAAACCGUAUGUGCGUCCAAACGCGUACAUCA